AUCCUCGUGCGAGUGAAAGGACCGUUACAGCUACCUUACCGCUGCCUGUUACUAAAAAUGAUAAAUGUGAAACAGAAUUAAUUGCUGACUUCAGAUCAUCUUAUAAGGGAAAUUUAACACUUAAAUUUGUAUGUAGUUAUUUUUUUGUUAUUUUAAAAUAUGUUAAAUCGUCAUUUUAGCUAUCAUUUCUAUACAGGCAUAUCUUGGGCAGCUAUUUUUCAGCAGUUGGGUCUUUAGACGUCAUAUGUUUUGGCAGUGAGAGUUGGCUGUGAAAUGCUAUAGAUAUCUAUGUCACAUUUCCUGAUAAUUUCUUCAUUCUUUAGCAUAUUUUUUGCAAAGAUUUAACAGCUAAAAUAUGUCCUCGCCUCUAGCAAAACCACAGAUAAUUGCGCAUAUACAGAAAAGUUUAAACUACACGGUCUUUGACUCUAAAUGGAUACCGUGCAGCGCCAAGUUUGUCUGUUUGGGUAACUUUGCCAGAGGAACUGGUGUGAUGCAGAUUUAUGAAGUUCAACAUGGAGAAGCUCAACUUGUGAAGGAGGUAGAGAAACCAAAGCCUAUAAAAUGUGGUACAUAUGGAGCCACAUCACUUCAGCAAAGGCACAUAGCAACGGGAGAUUUUGAUGGAAAUCUCAACAUAUGGAAUCUGGAGAGUCCCGAAGUGGCAGUUUACUCAGCUAAAGCCCACAAAGAGAUAAUUAACUGCAUUGAUGGAGUUGGUGGUUUAGGGAUUGGUGAUGGAGCACCAGAGAUUGCCACUGGAAGCAGAGAUGGAACUGUUAAGAUUUGGGAUCCUAGACAAAGAGAUACACCUGUUGCCAACAUGGAGCCUAUAGAGGGAGAGACCAAGCGGGACUGCUGGACGGUUGCAUUCGGGCAUGCCUUUAAUGACCAGGACCGCUGUGUUUGUGCUGGUUAUGAUAAUGGAGACAUAAAACUUUUCGACCUGAGAAACAUGUCUCUACGAUGGGAGACCAACAUUAAGAAUGGGGUGUGCUGUGUAGAGUUUGACAGAAAAGACAUAAACAUGAACAAGUUGGUGGCGACUUCACUGGAGGGAAAAUUUCAUGUUUUUGACUUGAGGACACAGCAUUCUACCAAAGGCUUUGCAUCCGUUUCUGAAAAGGCUCAUAAAUCAACAAUUUGGCAGGUGAAACAUUUGCCCCAGAAUCGGGACAUUUUUAUGACAGCUGGAGGAGCAGGAAACUUACACCUUUGGAAGUAUGAGUAUCCAGCUCAGAGAAGUAAAAAGGACUCUGAUGGUGUAGACGUUGGUGUUGCUGGAACAGUCAAUCUGUUGCAGAACGUGACACUGUCCACUCAGCCAAUCGCCAGCCUCGACUGGAGCCCCGACAAACAGGGUCUGUGUGUGUGCUCCAGCUUUGACCAGUGUGUCCGAGUCCUCAUUGUAACAAAACUCAAUGUGGUGUAAGACUAGACUGUACAAAUACAUAUACCAGUGUAUUACUUUGGGUCAAGACCAACCUUCACAUUUUUACACAACACCCUUAUUCAGAAGUAAUAUUGCAGGAAAGGCAUAAAAACAUGUUCUACAUUCGCCAAUGGUAUUUGUGCAGUCUUUAUGAAGUGGUAUUUUGUGUUAUAGGAUUUUGUGUUGAGUACCAUUCAAGCCUUCAUGUAAGUUAUAAUGACAUUUAUUUGUUGAAAUUUUAUAUGAUUUUUAAAAAAUAAACAUUUAUGAAGAU
Periophthalmus magnuspinnatus is the source of this 1706-nucleotide messenger RNA. It is a transcript of the gene dnaaf10, whose product is annotated as dynein axonemal assembly factor 10. The transcript is spliced from 8 exons. Bases 356 to 1432 code for a protein of 358 amino acids. NCBI's taxonomy places the organism in Eukaryota, Metazoa, Chordata, Actinopteri, Gobiiformes, Gobiidae. The record is from RefSeq and is a predicted model, not a curated record. Gene Ontology annotation, molecular function: ubiquitin binding.